GAACCAGCUUUCAAGCUGUCUCUCCGCACUGCCUCUGAUGGAGGCAGCAAAGGGGCGGGAACGAUGAGUCGAGGGACGAGUCGACUAUCCAAUUGAGCUUUUGCUUACUGGAUAGUCGCCUAGUCGCUUGCGUCCCUACCCAGGGUGGCAAAUCAGAAGCCUCCCUUAUACUCUCGAGGGAGGGCCCACCUAAGAGACUGAGGCCAGAUGAUUGGCUGUGAAUGUCCUUUGGGAAGGGCACUUUCCUGUUCACACCCAACAGCUUCUCGCUGCUUGGAUCCGGAGCACCCUCCUCGCCCUGCGCUCCACUGUGAUGUCACGCACGUGGCAUUGUGACGGCACAGCAGCCGGGGAGGCUGGGGCACGCCCUCGUUGAAAUGUCAAUGACUUUGCUCCUGCGGCCAAGGAAGGGCGAAGCGCAGGGCAGCCAACGUAGCCGAUGUGUUUGCGAGCUUUGCCAGCGUGCGCCUGUUCCUCUCCCCGCCCCAGCACAGGCAGGCAAUGGGGAGAGCUACUCUGACCGUAAUUCAAAACGAAUGCCAGGGCAACCAGACCCUCCCGCGGCUCGGUUGGCAGCUGCCGAGCACAAGGCCUUCUCUUCAAACAGCAGCAUCAGCGAAAGCUUCCUCACUGUGAAAGGAGCGGCGCUCUUCCUGCCCCGGGGCAAUGGGUCGUCUACCCCCAGAAUCAACAACCGGCGCAACAAGCAUGCAGGGGACCUCCAGCAGCACCUGCAGGCCAUGUUCAUCCUGCUGCGCCCAGAAGACAACAUCCGACUGGCGGUGAGGCUGGAAAGCACGUACCAGAACCGCACGAGGUACAUGGUGGUGGUGUCGACCAACGGCAGGCAAGACACCGAGGAAAGCAUCGUCCUCGGAAUGGAUUUCUCUUGCAAUGACAGGUACCCGGGCAGACGCGUCGCCCUCUCCCCUCUCCGGCCCCCACGUUCCCGGUCUCCUCCUUACUGGAGCCUCGUCUGCUCUUUCCCCAGGGGGUUCAGCGUCUCGACGGACAACAGGGUCCAUGUCUUCAAGCCGGUGUCUGUCCAGGCCAUGUGGUCUGCCCUGCAGAGCUUGCACAAGGCCUGCGAGGUGGCCCGAAGUCACAACUACUACCCCGGGAGCCUCUUCCUCACCUGGGUCAGCUACUACGAGAGCCACAUCAACUCCGACCAGUCGUCCGUCAACGAGUGGAACGCCAUGCAGGACGUGCAGUCCCACCGCCCCGACUCCCCGGCCCUCUUCACCGACGUCCCCACGGAGCGCGAGCGCACCGAGCGGCUGAUUAAAACCAAGCUGCGGGAGAUCAUGAUGCAGAAGGACUUGGAGAACAUCACGUCCAAAGAGAUCCGCACGGAGCUGGAGAUGCAGAUGGUGUGCAACCUGCGGGAGUUCAAGGAGUUCAUCGACAACGAGAUGAUCGUGAUCCUUGGCCAGAUGGACAGCCCCACGCAGAUAUUUGACCACGUCUUUCUGGGCUCGGAGUGGAAUGCCUCCAACCUGGAAGAUCUGCAGAACAGAGGGGUGCGGUACAUUCUGAACGUCACUCGCGAGAUCGAUAACUUCUUCCCGGGGCUCUUCGAGUACCACAACAUCCGGGUGUACGACGAGGAGGCCACGGAUCUGCUGGCGUAUUGGAACGACACUUACAAAUUCAUCUCCAAAGCCAAGAAGAACGGCGCCAAGUGCCUGGUGCACUGUAAGAUGGGCGUCAGCCGGUCGGCCUCCACGGUGAUCGCCUACGCCAUGAAGGAGUACGGCUGGAACCUGGACCGGGCCUACGACUACGUGAAGGAGCGCCGCACCGUCACCAAGCCCAACCCCAGCUUCAUGCGGCAGCUGGAGGAGUACCAAGGCAUUCUGCUGGCCAGCAAACAGCGGCACAACAAGCUGUGGCGCUCGCAGUGCGCCCAAGAGCGCAGGAUCCACCUGGAGUUCGCCACCAGAGGCUUCCGCGCCGAACGCCUCGAGGACGAGCUGAACCUCAACAUCAACGGGUGCCCGGCAGGGUGCUGCUUGGCCCAGGCCCAGUGCCCGCUGGACAAUUGCCACGCGGCCGAGGCCUUGAUGCAGCUCGACGAGCCCGCGGAGCUGGCUGCGGCCUUCCCGGACCUGACCGUGGAGGAUCUGGAGACAGACGCCCUGAAGGCGGAGCUGAACCUGCACUUGGUGCCCAUGGAGGAAUUCACGGCGUGUCUGAAAGACCCUCCCGGGUGGCCUGAUCCGCACUCCCCCAGCCCCCAGCCCGAACCUGCGGACAGGAUCGACUUCUUCAGCGCCCGCGAGAAGUUCGUGGAGCUGUCCCAGGAGAGCCGGCCUCGCGCCUGCUCCCAC
Pelodiscus sinensis (Chinese soft-shelled turtle) is the source of this 2333-nucleotide messenger RNA. Lineage: Eukaryota; Metazoa; Chordata; Testudines; Trionychidae. The record is from RefSeq and is a predicted model, not a curated record.